This is a messenger RNA of Amoebophrya sp. A120, 4619 nucleotides long. The record is from the annotation of a GenBank genome assembly. Lineage: Eukaryota; Dinophyceae; Syndiniales; Amoebophryaceae.
CCCCGUGGGAAGAUUAGACACCGAGUUUUAAUUUGAUGAAAGAAAGGAAACACUGCCAUAGAAGCUGCAUUGAAACAGUGAUAGCAUCGCGAGGCGCACGCCAGAAGACUUGACGCAGCUCCUCGUUUAGUUUUUUGUCACUUGUUGUCGUGGCGGCGUGAUGUCUCAGUUUUCCCCGGAGUGUCGCGGGCGCGUGCGGAGGUUCGAAGUCCCGACAUUUGCGUGGAAGCGAAAAACGAAGCCCCGGGUUGCUAGUCGGUCGGUGUCGCCGUCGAGCAGUCGGCGCGGUUUAGAUCCUGCUUCCUCGUCGGUGCACAAACGGGACCCGCAGAGACUUCAUGCGGGAGGACCGGUGCGGAGUGCCACAGCAUCUUCGAGCAAGGACGUCCUCGAGCCGCAUUCACUACACCGGCGAAGGAGCCGUCGCACGCUGAUUGAAGAUGUGGUAUCUGCGUACGAAGAGGAGUCUCGGGCACCAGCAGCACAAAUGAAGAGAAGCGCAAGCCGGGACAGCAUGCGGGACCAGAGUGCAGUUCAUACCCCACGUCGCGCUCAUUUGUUUGAGGACUUGCAUGAGGAGGCGAUGCGCAAGAAGCACCGUCUUGCGCACGCACAGCAGCUUCGCUUGGAGCAGGAGCAGCGGGAGCUGCGGCUCGAGAAGGAGAAGCUGCGGAGUGGCAAAGUCGCGCCAGAUCAUCGCGACCUUGCCGGGGGAGCGAGAGGCGCGACCAAAUUGCAGGCGGAGCAAGCGCGCGCCGCGUUUUUGGAGCGGGAGGCGAGUUUCGUGCGCGAGAAGCAGCUGUUGGUGCAACAGCGACUGCGCGAGAAGGAGCUGCUGGCGCGCGAGGAGUACGAAAGGCACUGCACGUUUCGCCCGAACCUGGAAAAGCCGCCCAAAAACAAGCCCUGGUCUUACUUGGAGCGGGAGCAGACAAGCAGCGUCGGGGACCACCAGGAGCAGCUUUCCGUGCGCAGUAUGACGUCGAGCAGUGUGAAAACUGCCGCCGGUGGUCUUCCGCCGUUCGGGGCCUUUUCUGCCGCAUCUUCCUCCACCUACUCACACAUCAAGCACCUCGGAUCCCGCGCCCGGAGUCGAAGUUCGUCCACCCGGCGGACAAACAACUGCUUCCUCCAGGAUUGGCAGCAAAGAAGCAGCGGGUCGUUCUCCACCACGGUUCCUUUCCGACGAGAGACGUCGCGGCAGCAGCUGUUGCCGUCCCGGGAAGCGCGCGCGCAGCAACAGCUCGAGAAGCUGGAGGGUGACUACAAGGACGCUAGUCGCCAUCUUGACGGCGAGUUCGAUCGGCUAAAGUCCAAUAUCGAAAAGGAGGAAACUGAGCGGGUGCUCAGUUUCCUCCAAUCCGAGGACGGCCACAGCUACUUGCGCGAUAAAAUUCAAAACGUGCUCCUCGGCCAGAACAGUCAAUCUUCAGACUGCGAAUCCACCACCACGGGGGGUCGGUCCGCGCAACUCGCCGGGAGUACGGCAGAGCAAAUGCACGCACAGCAGGUAUCAAUCUGACUGCUACAGCAAGUGUGUGAUUCGGGGGGAGAUCUAUCAUGAAGAUUAUCAUGUACGGGUUGUACAAGGGAGGACAACGUACUACGUGUCACGCUCACGAGGUAGCCGGCGCACGCAAGCGAGCAAGUGUUGGCUAGUACACACAAAACACUCGGUGCAUUGGCGAUUGUGAACGAUAGAUACCAGUCUCCAUCUAAAAAUAAACUACAAGAGAACGAGAAAAGGUUUCUAGAUAGAGUUGCAGGUCAAAUCAAGGAGUUUCACAAAAAUUAUGUACGUACAGGUGAUCGUAGCCGAUUUGGUGCACAAGAGCACCAAGCGCGUUUGGGGGCGGGUGACAGCCGAGAUGCAGCAGAAGCGCGAGACGUUGGACGCGCAGUAUGCGCAGCGCAAGGCCGAAAUUGAAGAGGAACUUGCGGUCCUAUCUCCCACAUCCUCGGACGGCACGACGAACAGGGCGGCACGAGAAUCACCCGGCGAACCCACGGCGCAAGUGGGCACGACUGCUAGACGACCACUCGGGGCCUCGCCCGCAGACGACAAAAUCACAGAAGGUGAACACCCGCCGGAAAGAAUGCGGGCGUCGGAGCUUCCACAACACGACCUCAGUGGAGGUUUGGGCAAUUCGCAUUGUUGUAAUUGUCAUCUAGAGAAGUGAGCUUAAGUCUGAAACAAGUGGCCGAACUUUCUAAGAUUCACUCCCUUUCUUCAAAGAAGUGUGCUUCACAUGAUUCAGAAUCUAGUGCCAACCUGAGUUGUUGGCGACUUCGACAAAAACGAAACCAGAUCCACCGCCGUCGGUUUUGACGGAGGUUGCAGAACCUGUCCAAGAUUUGCAGCCAGCGGCACCACUGAAAUCAAGUCCUGUCGUUUAUUACCGGGAUCCGCAGGUGGACCACCUCCAACCGGAGACUUAUUUCGCUUCGAGCGUUAUCAACUGUAAAAAUGUCUGGGUCUGGAAGAAUGCAAGAUUUGUGAUGCAGGUUUUCCAUGACCCAUGAGGUCUGGAAUGCGAGACCCAGCAUGACAGAUUCUUUGAGGUCUCUAUCAUGCCUUUCCUGCAUGAGAAACUCCCUCUCAACUUGGUCAAAAGCGGACAGCUUUUGGCACUCACGCAACACUGAUUUUUGCAUCAUUUAGAUUUAGCAUGACAAGUUCUAAUCUUCCAGACCCAGACAUUUUUACAUUUGAUAAGCGUUCUUCUGGAAGAUGGUGCGAUGAGAAAAUCGUCGCCGGUCUUUGGCGAGGAUGCACAUCCUAUCAACUGUAAAAAUGUCUGGGUCUGGAAGAAUCCAACUUGUCAUGCUGAUUUUGGAUUCUAAAAAAAUCUGUAUUGCAUGAGCAGCAAAGAGAGUCCAAGUGUUGCUACACGGAAAGAGCAUUUGCCAUGCGAUGUAGGCAUCAGGAAGCCCUCACAAAAUCUGUGAUGCUAGGGCAUGCAUCACAGACAUCAAGAGUCAUGCAAAAUGUGCAUGACAAACCUGGCAAUCUUCCAGACCCAGACAUUUUUACAUUUGAUACAUCCACCUCCGUUCGCGAUGGAACAAAGGGAUAAAGAAUUGAUCACUACCAGCCACGAGGGUCCACUUGUUCACGCAAAUGUCAGUGUGCAAGAGGCGUUCCAUGAUCAUGGCAGUGGUAAUUCUGUCACACACGCUUGUUCCCCCGCGGCCCCCUCGCAGCUUUCGCGAUUCACGCAUGUGCAGCCGGCAGUGAGCUCACCUUUGAGCAGUGGCGUGGUCACAGCUUCUCCGGCCGCGGCGAAGACCGCGGAUAGCAUGAGCAGCCCCGCUGCAGAGGCAGCCAAAGCCGGGCCCGGCGUCUACUCUGGCGGCGUUCAUAGUAAUUUUCCACGCCAAGGCGGGGCGGUGGUUUAUCAACCGCACGCACGAGCAGGAGGGCCUUCCGCUCCCGGCAGAGCACAACCGGUGGCACCCGAUAGCAGUGCUAGCUACGCGUAUUAUUACGCGACCACCGCGACACCGUUUCCUUCCAGUCCGGGAUUUUGUGCCAUGUCUCCUUGGUCGCCGGCGCCACUUGCGCCGCAAGCGAGGACUGUCUGGGCCAACGCACAGAGAACUGCCGUACUACCGGAAAACUCCAAUGCAUUUUUCGGGGGACGAGCAAAUGUGAGUGGAGUGAUGCGCCAGCAGCACGGCAGCAGUGUCGGAGACAUAGCAGUAUCAUCCUCUGCACCCCCGAAAGAGGAGGAAGCGCAUCCGCCUCCCGACCGCGCGAGAGUCGACAAUCUUGUUCCACCCUCCGUGCGCGAUCUUAAAGCCCCAGGGUCGUCCAAGUCGGCUGCAUCGCCUCCAGAGCCACAAACGAUACGCCCGGAAGACGAAGGCCUGCGCCUCACUGUCGCGUCUUCAGUGUCUUCUGUGGCACAGCAGCGCAGCCUGGCCGGGGCGCCAAAACUUGCCACCACGGCGCCCGCGGUACAGGUUUUCCGGACCCUGCCCCAGGGUGCCAUUAACUCGACGCCGCUAAUCGUCCCAAAUGGGAUAGCACCCGGACUCGGGAAUUACAUGCCUCGCGGUGUAGUUUCACUGGCUCCACCAGCGCCUAGUGCGGCUUGGAACGUAAAAGCUGCAGCAGUGCAGCCGAACAACAGAGUCGACGACUCACAGGUUCCAAAGCCGCCGGGAUUCGUCACUGCAGAGUCAUCGCAAAGAUUCUCUUACAACCCCGUGCUGCCUGGCCUGCGCGCCGGGUCAGCGACACACAAGCUCCCUCCGAGUUAUUUCCAGAAAACGUGAAGAUGAAUCGCAAUGGCAACAUCGCUUUACAUAUUUCUUGCAAAGGAGAGGUGACAACGCUGUAGUAUUAAUGAAAGAAACACACUGAAACUAGAACUAAAUCCUUUUCAUAAGAACUGCGCGUUCUUACUUUGUUUGUGGCGUUACCGAAAGUUGGCACCGUGUCUGCACGACGAUGUCGAGUUGAUCAUGGCGUCGCCGUUUCUAGUGACGACUGAUACAACUGCAUGCCUUGCCUCUCUUGCUAGAAGUUGGCUAAUGCAAAAGAAACUUGAUUGACAAGAUCGAGCCUCUGUCUAAAUCAGUACUUUCGGUCAGACGAAGCACGUUGAAAUGAC